CAGAUCCAGGUCCCUAGCAUGAUAAUAGCAGCUUUUCUUUUAAUCUCUGUUCCUUCAGUGCUUCAUUACUUUGGAAAUCAUGGCGCCAAUGACCGACGACAAGUAUGACGAGGAGGAUCUUGCAGGCUCAGAGGAAGAUGUCCAUAUGCUCGAACAAUCUCACCAUGGUCAUAAAUAUCGACAGCUCGGAUUCACGGCUAACUCACGAGCAUCCUUGUUCUCCAAGAUCAUGGCGAUUGUCAAUCUUGCCCUCGGGGUCAUUCUUGCUAUAACUCUGGGGUUUGUCGCCCAUACCACCACAGUUUCGUGUGCAGAAAGAGGAGGGCCAGUCCAUGAGCCAUAUUCACCGGCGUUGGAGGCAGUGUUUCCUGUCAUUCGAAAGUUCAAACCUGAGCUGGUCUAUCAGAGCGAAACCUCUCCAGAAGUAGAAGACGCUUGGAAAGUCACGCUUGGUCCCGGUAACGGACUCGUUGCGCUGGACGCCGAUAUCUCAGCAAAGCUAGCAAAGACUAACCAUGAGUCAACUGAGUCGGUCUGGGAGCCGGGCAAGCAUGUUUACGGCAUUUCAAUGUUCCAUCAGCUCCAUUGCCUUAAUACGAUUCGAAAGUCCUUCUACCGCGAGAAGUUUUAUCCUCAUGUGGAGGAGAAGAAGUUCCUGCACCAUAAGAACCACUGUUUUGACUUCCUCCGUCAAGCCAUUAUGUGUCACGGCGAUGUCUCCAUGACGUACUGGUGGAAUGUGAACUACACUGUUUCCAACGUGGACGGUAAUGGUGGAGAAGGGCAUUCGGAAUGGUUUAACAGUUUGAGUGUUGAUGAAAGGGCAACCAAUGGAAGUACUUAUUGGGAUAUCGAGCAUAGUUGUCGUUUGUUUGAGCCAAUUGCUGAGUGGGUUGCUAGAUACAAAUUAUUGCCAAACGGAAUCAGCUUUCCGGAGGAUGAAAACCAGGGUUGA
Mollisia scopiformis is the source of this 955-nucleotide messenger RNA. RefSeq lists its product as uncharacterized. Gene Ontology annotation, biological process: mycotoxin biosynthetic process. The transcript has 5 exons. The record is from RefSeq and is a predicted model, not a curated record. Lineage: Eukaryota; Fungi; Ascomycota; Leotiomycetes; Helotiales; Mollisiaceae. The coding region runs from base 80 to 955 and encodes 291 amino acids.